AUGUUAAGAUCAGUUACUUCAAAACGUUCUUUGUCGACCACAUCUCGUUUACUAGCUAUCAAGAAACAACACGAUGUUGUAGUUAUUGGUGGUGGUCCAGGUGGUUACAUUGCUGCUAUCAAAGCUGCCCAAUUAGGUUUUGAUACUGCUUGUAUUGAAAAGAGAGGUAGAUUAGGUGGUACUUGUUUAAAUGUUGGUUGUAUCCCUUCAAAGGCUUUGCUAAACAAUUCUCAUCUAUACCAUCAAAUGAAAACUGAUGCUAAACAACGUGGUAUCGAUGUUAAUGGUUCAGUUGAUAUCAAUGUUGAACAAUUCCAAAAGGCUAAAGAUACAGUAGUUAAACAAUUAACUGGUGGUAUUGAAAUGUUAUUCAAGAAGAAUAAGGUUACUUAUUACAAAGGUAACGGUUCUUUUGAAGAUGUUAACAAUGUCAAAGUCUCCCCACUUGAAGGUUUGGAAGGCACAGUUCCAGAAGAAGUUGUUAUCGAAGCCAAAAACAUCAUCAUUGCUACUGGUUCAGAAGUUACUCCUUUCCCAGGUAUUACAAUUGAUGAAGAAAGAAUUAUAUCCUCCACAGGUGCUCUAUCCUUAAAAGAAAUUCCAAAGAGAAUGGCAAUUAUUGGUGGUGGUAUCAUCGGUUUAGAAAUGGGUUCAGUUUACAGCCGUUUAGGUUCAAAAGUUACUGUUUUAGAGUUUCAACCACAAAUUGGUGCCUCAAUGGAUGGUGAAGUAGCCAAUAGCACUCAAAAAUUCUUGAAGAAACAAGGCAUUGACUUCAAAUUAAGUACAAAAGUUGUUUCUGCCGAAAGAAAGGGCGAUGUAGUUGACAUCUCCGUUGAAGACACCAAAUCUGGUAAGAAAGAAGAUCUACAGGCUGAUGUAUUGUUGGUCGCAGUUGGUAGAAGACCUUACAUCCAAGGUUUAGAAGCUGAAAAAAUCGGUCUAGAUGUUGAUAAGAGAGGUAGAUUGGUCAUUGAUGAACAAUUCAACACUAAAUUCCCAAAUAUUAAAGUCAUCGGUGAUGUUACAUUUGGCCCAAUGUUAGCCCACAAGGCAGAAGAAGAAGGUGUAGCUGCUGCUGAAUAUUUAAAAACUGGUCAUGGUCACGUCAACUAUAAUAAUAUUCCAUCUGUUAUGUAUUCUCACCCUGAAGUCGCCUGGGUAGGUAAGACCGAAGAGCAAUUAAAGGAAGCUGGUAUUUCCUACAAAGUUGGUAAGUUCCCAUUCAUUGCAAACUCAAGAGCUAAGACUAACUUAGAUACCGAAGGUUUUGUCAAGAUCUUAAUUGACAGUGAAACUGAACGUCUAUUAGGUGCUCACAUUAUUGGUCCAAAUGCUGGUGAAAUGAUCGCUGAAGCCGGCUUGGCCUUAGAAUAUGGUGCCUCGGCUGAAGAUAUCGCAAGAGUUUGUCACGCUCACCCAACUUUGUCUGAAGCAUUUAAAGAAGCUAACAUGGCUGCUUACGAUAAGCCAUUAAACUUCUAG
Vanderwaltozyma polyspora DSM 70294 is the source of this 1485-nucleotide messenger RNA. It is a transcript of the gene LPD1, whose product is annotated as dihydrolipoyl dehydrogenase. The record is from RefSeq and is a predicted model, not a curated record. The transcript has a single exon. Bases 1 to 1485 code for a protein of 494 amino acids. Gene Ontology annotation, molecular function: dihydrolipoyl dehydrogenase (NADH) activity; flavin adenine dinucleotide binding. Lineage: Eukaryota; Fungi; Ascomycota; Saccharomycetes; Saccharomycetales; Saccharomycetaceae. Gene Ontology annotation, cellular component: oxoglutarate dehydrogenase complex; mitochondrion.